Hevea brasiliensis (rubber tree) is the source of this 2961-nucleotide messenger RNA. RefSeq names its product sucrose synthase 7. The transcript has 15 exons. NCBI's taxonomy places the organism in Eukaryota, Viridiplantae, Streptophyta, Magnoliopsida, Malpighiales, Euphorbiaceae. Bases 137 to 2662 code for a protein of 841 amino acids. Gene Ontology annotation, biological process: sucrose metabolic process. Gene Ontology annotation, molecular function: sucrose synthase activity. The record is from RefSeq and is a predicted model, not a curated record.
CAACGCGAAUAUAACGUAGCCUAAACCAUUUGCUCUAUAAAUGCUGCAACAUCUUCCAGGAUCGAAACCAUAUUCGUAAUCCAAGGAAGACCUACAACUCUUUCAAUAAUUCUUUAUAAUAAUUAGUUGUUUGAAAAUGGCUUCUGGACCGACCUUGAAGCGUUCAGACUCUAUGGCUGAUAAUAUGCCGGAGGCCUUGAAGCAAAGCCGGUAUCAUAUGAAGAAGUGUUUCGCCAAGUACGUUCAGAAGGGGAGAAGGAUAAUGAAGCUUCAGCAUCUGCUGGAUGAAAUGGAGAAUGUGAUAGAUGACAAGAUGGAAAGAACCAAGGUCUUGGAAGGUUUACUAGGGGACAUAUGGUACUCCACUCAGGAAGCAGUCGUUAAUCCUCCUUACGUAGCUUUUGCUAUAAGACCAAGUCCUGGUUUCUGGGAAUAUGUCGAGGUUAACUCUUCUGAUCUCACUGUUGAGGGAAUCAGCGCUACAGAAUACUUGAAAUUCAAAGAAAUGAUAUUUGAGGAGACCUGGGCAAAAGAUGUGAAUGCAUUGGAAGUGGAUUUUGGAGCAUUUGAUUUCUCUGUGCCUCGCUUGACCUUGUCUUCUUCCAUUGGCAAUGGACUCAACUUCGUUUCCAAGUUCGUCACUUCAAAGUUAAGUGGGCGCUUGGAGAAUGCUCAGCCUCUGGUGGAUUACUUACUGUUACUCAAUCGUCAAGGAGAGAAACUUAUGAUCAAUGACAACCUUAAUACUGUUUCAAAGCUUCAGAUGGCACUGAUAGUUGCUGAAGUUUACCUCUCAGGACUUGCCAAGGACACCCCAUAUCAAAAUUUUGAGCUAAGCUUCAAGGAGUGGGGCUUUGAGAAGGGAUGGGGUGACACAGCAGAGAGAGUGAAGGAGACAAUGAGAUCACUCUCAGAAGUACUCCAAGCUCCAGAUCCAGUGAACAUGGAGAAGUUCUUUAGUCGGGUGCCGACGAUAUUCAAUAUUGUAAUUUUCUCUCCUCACGGCUACUUUGGGCAAUCAAAUGUCCUUGGCUUGCCAGAUACUGGUGGUCAGGUAGUCUACAUCCUGGACCAAGUGAAAGCUUUGGAAGAGGAGUUGCUUCUCAGGAUUAAGCAACAAGGGCUGAAGGCGAAACCUAAUAUUAUAGUGGUCACGCGAUUAAUUCCUGAGGCUCGUGGAACUAACUGCAACCAGGAAUUGGAAGCAAUUAAUGGCACAAAGCAUUCCAACAUCCUCCGAGUGCCAUUUAGCGUUGAAGAUAGGGUCCUCCGCCAGUGGGUUUCUCGUUUCGAUGUCUAUCCAUAUAUUGAGAAGUUUACUCAGGAUGUUACGGUCAAAGUACUAGACCUCAUGGAAGGAAAACCAGAUCUCAUUAUUGGAAACUAUACAGAUGGGAAUUUAGCAGCAACUCUCAUGUCUAAUAAACUUGGGAUAACUCAGGCAACUAUUGCACAUGCUUUGGAGAAGACAAAGUAUGAAGAUUCAGACAUCAAAUGGAAGGAAUUAGACCCCAAGUAUCACUUCUCAUGCCAAUUCAUAGCUGAUACAAUUGCAAUGAAUGCAGCAGAUUUUAUCAUAGCCAGCACAUACCAGGAGAUUGCAGGAAGCAAAGAAAGACCAGGACAGUAUGAGAGCCAUGAUUCAUUCACACUUCCAGGGCUGUGUAGAAUUGUUUCUGGCAUUAAUCUCUUUGAUCCAAAAUUCAACAUAGCUGCACCUGGAGCUGAUCAAUCUGUCUACUUCCCAAACACAGAGAAACAGAAGAGAUUCACACAGUUUCAUCCUGCCAUUGAAGAACUAUUGUAUAGUAAAGAGGAGAAUGAAGAACACAUUGGAUAUCUAGCAGACAGAAGGAAACCUAUUAUCUUCUCAAUGGCAAGGCUUGAUAUAGUGAAAAACCUCACUGGAUUAACUGAGUGGUAUGGAAAGAACAAGAGGUUGAGAAAUUUGGUUAAUCUUGUCAUAGUUGGGGCCUUCUUUGAUCCUUCUAAAUCCAAAGACAGAGAAGAGAUGGCUGAAAUUAGGAAGAUGCAUGCUUUGAUAGAGAAGUACCAACUCAAGAGUCAGUUUAGAUGGAUAGCAGCACAGACAGACAGGCAGCGAAAUGGAGAACUCUAUCGUUGCAUUGCAGAUACAAAGGGAGCUUUUGUGCAGCCAGCUCUCUAUGAAGCAUUUGGACUCACAGUCAUUGAGGCAAUGAACUGUGGAUUACCCACCUUCGCAACUAAUCAAGGAGGUCCAGCUGAAAUAAUUGUUGAUGGGCUAUCAGGAUUUCUUAUUGAUCCCAACGAUGGAGAUGAAGCAAGCAACAAAAUCGCUGACUUCUUUGAGAAGUGUAAGGUAGAUGCGGGAUACUGGAGUAAGUUCUCAGAAGAUGGGUUGAAACGCAUAAAUGAAUGCUACACCUGGAAGAUAUAUGCAAAUAGGGUAUUGAAUAUGGGUUGCAUGUAUACUUUCUGGAGGCAGCUGAACAAGGAACAGAAACAAGCAAAACAAAGAUACAUCCAAAUGUUAUAUAAUCUGCAAUUCAGGAGGCUGAUGAAGAAUGUGCCUAUCCCAACUGAAGAAGCUCAGCAGCAACUAGAGUCGAAACCUGUAAGCAAAGCACCAUCAAGCACAAGACGCAGUCAGUCCCGAUUGCAAAGGUUGUUCGGAGCUUAGGAGUGCAAGUAGGCAGCAUAGCUCAGAAGCAUUCCUGAGCCACCUGACCUUAGCGUCCCCUAUUAUGUUUUUUCCAGUGUUUGAUCUCUUGCAUUCACAGAAGCAACAAAUUGUGUAAUUUCUGAAAAUUAAGGAACUGGUAUUGUGUUAUAGAUCAAUAAUUUUCAAUUGUGUAAUGAAUUAUUCUGUUACACCCCAAGCCAAGAUCAUGUCUGAAUCGGGCUUGGGGUGCAAUAUUUGUAAUUGAUUAUUCAUGACUGCAAGUUCGCUACAGGUUCAUUCGUGUGCAAUUAUUUGAU